GAAGAAAUCGCCGGCGCCGGAGAGAGCAGACCGAUGGCUACCGUCGUUCAUCAUCAACUAUAUUAGAAACUGUUUUAAUUUUACUGCCGAUUUAGUGGAGCGGUGCUAUGUCUUCGGGAAUGACUGGACAAACGCCGUGCCUAACCAGCCGAUGGGAUCAGCCAGCCCAACCUAAACAGAGUGUAGAUGUCAGGCAGCAAAGGGGUAGUGAAAAUGCAGGCCACCCUGUCUCUUUAUCAGGAGUCGUCAGCUCUGCUGGUUCAAACAGCACAGCGUCCCAGCCACCGCAAACAGGAGAGAAGCCAGCGCCUCAGGGAGGAGUUGAAAUGGCUGCAGCUAUGGCUGCUAAAAUAAAUGCCAUGUUAAUGGCAAAAGGAAAGCUGUUGACUCCUCCACCGUUACUUGCAAAGACCCCUCCAAGUGUGCCUGUGCCAGCCGCUACAGAAGAGAUGGUGGUCACAGAGGUCGACAUCAAUGAUGUGCCGCUAAAUUGCAGGGACCUUCUUACUAAAGGAAAGACGCAGGAGGAGAUCAGACAGUUUAGUGGAGCAGUCGUCUCAACCAAAGGUCAUUUCAUGACUGAAGCUGAAAAGGGAAAAGGAGGACAAAGACCUUUGUAUUUGCAUGUCCAAGGAAAGAACCAAGAGCAGGUCAAUAAAGCUGUGAUGAGGAUAAAGGAGAUCAUCUCAGAGGACCUGUUGAGGGCCUCGGCAGCUUCAGGAGGACAGCAGAUGCCUGUAAUACCUCCGCUCACACUCUACCCUCAGCCUCCUCGCCCCGUCAUUCCCCCGGCUGUGCCACGGAUGCCCAAUACCAACUCAGUGCCAGGCCAGGGACAUCGGCCUGCGGCUCCUCAUUCAGGGAGUUUUGUGCACACAAAGAUUUUUGUGGGUCUGGACCAGGCCUUGCCCUCAUUCAAUGUGAAUGAAAAGGUCGAAGGUCCAGGAGGUUCCUACCUGAGCCACAUCCAGACAGAGACGGGGGCUCGAGUCUUUCUCAGGGGGAAAAGUUCUGGCUACAUUGAACAAGCGUCAAAACGGGAGUCUUUUGAGCCUCUUUAUGUCUACAUCAGCCACCCAAAUGCAGCUGGAUUGGAGGCGGCGAAGAAACUCACAGAGAGCCUGCUGGAAACUGUGAGAGCUGAACAUGCCCGCAUGGUUUCGAUGUACACAGCCACAGGCUCAACACAACCAUACGCAGCACAUGGAUUUCCACCUAAUAGCAAUUACUCUAGCCAGGGGUCCUGGUAUAACUACCCAGCAAAUGGGUAUGCUGGCGGCUAUUCAGCGUACCCAGGAGCCAGUGGUUAUUGGAGUAAUGCAAAUGGUCCCCCAAGUCAUUCUAACAUGUCGACAAACCCUCCAUCUUCUCAGGCAAUGGUUCAGUAUCCAGUGUGUCCUAGGAAACCGCAUCCCUAUCUCGUCCAGGAUCCUGGCAGCAGUGAGACAGCGGAGCCUGAAGGAUCUUUAAACGCCCCCGCUGACUCAGGAAGUCCCAAACGUCAUUUCCAGGAGGGGGCUAAGGAAGAACAGCCUCCCAGCAGCUCUCCAGAGGGUCCUGCUGAUCAGGAGUCUGAACUUCCUGCCCCCAGUGCUGGAGAGGAGAAAAUAGUAGAAAGGAUUCUGAUGCCUCCGCCACCGCCCCCCUUUGUGGCUCCCGCCCCUGUUACACGCAAACGGCCGAGAGACCCAGUGACAGAAGAUUCACCCAGUCUGCCCAUCAGUGCUGCAUCAAUGGGUGUUCAAGAAGACGUGUGCGAGAAGAAGUCUAAAGUGGACGAAGAUUCAUCGGGGCUAGUGCCCUACGGAGGAGAUUCCUCUGACGAAGAGGAGGAAAGGACACACAGCAGUAAGACCGAUAACUCAUAACCCCUGCCCUGCCUCGCCCCACCCCCACUGCCCAGGAUACCCACAGACCCAAAGUCAUUCAGUAUACUAACACAGUUCUCAACCCCCAUAAAAGGAAAAAUCCACCCUCACAUAUUAUCAGACACUGUUUUAGGAUCAUACAAGUGUUUUUACCCCCCCCCCCCUCCUUUUUUGUUUUUUUUAGAACAAAGAACGAAUUUGUGUACCAACAUCCGUUUAAAGACAGGUGACCAAGCUUCAUUCACUAUCGAGUAUUUGUAUAGGAGUAAUGUAAAGUGCAGAUGAUUGAGUAUAAAGUAGACUGUAGAUACAAAAAACACUGGUAUAAUCUUUGAAUUAUCACCAGUUUCUGAUGGUUGGUGCUUUCCUGGACUCGGUUUUUAUUUUCCCGUCCUGGUCUCGGUUUUGCUUUGCGCCGUUCUGUUUCAGUUGGUUUUGUCACGCACCUCCCAGGAUGUCUUUCUACAUCUCCUCACACGAUGGUUGUGAUCCUGUUGGUUUCAGUCAAAGGUGGCCAUAUUUAAACUUAUGUUCGCCUUUAAAGCAAAUGUAAAUAUAGAAUUAGCCUGCUGACUAGUCAUUGUGCAUAUGUUUGUAGCCGCGUUACUUAAAAUGCAACACAACUUGUGGCUACACGUCAUCAAGGAAUUUUGAGGUGAUGGUUUUAGAAAAUACAGGUCUUUUCUACAGUGUUUUUCUCCUUUGUGUUAUUGCUGUCUUGGCAGAAGCCUUUUUUUUAUUCUGACUAUAAAACGUGCACUUAUCAGUCUGUUAAAUGGAAGAUAAAAUUUCUGUUGCAAAAUAUGUACCCCCUAAAAAAAAUGGCCACUUUUAACAGUGUGGAAGUAUUUGGGGUGGAUUUUUCCUUUUAAGAUGUGAAUACAAUUGUAUAAUAACUAUAAAUGGAUUUUCUUUCUUAAAACAAUUUUAUUUCAUUUUUCAAAGCAUCUUUUGUUCAUCAGAAACAAGCCCCUUAUUCCGUUUUUUAAUUUAUACACUAGGUCUGCUGCAGUUGCUGAUGGUAUAAAUACAUAUUGUAAAAUUCAGUGAAACUUUUUCUUAUCUUGGAAAAUGGUGUAUGCCUGUUCCCAUGGAAUACAAUAAUAAAAACAACUGAAAGCCC
Chelmon rostratus (copperband butterflyfish) is the source of this 2991-nucleotide messenger RNA. Its product is annotated as KH homology domain-containing protein 4-like. Gene Ontology annotation, cellular component: nucleus. Gene Ontology annotation, molecular function: RNA binding. The transcript is spliced from 14 exons. Lineage: Eukaryota; Metazoa; Chordata; Actinopteri; Chaetodontiformes; Chaetodontidae. Bases 108 to 1868 code for a protein of 586 amino acids. The record is from RefSeq and is a predicted model, not a curated record.